CCCGACCCAAACCAAAAUACUCCAGGUCGUCCCCGUCUCCUCCGCCCGCCGUCGCUCGCGCCGGCCUCCAUCGCCGCGAGCAGCCGCCCCGGCAUCCUGCGGUUCUGCUGAUUGCAAGAUGAACUCUAAGCGUAGGAGGAGUCAUAGCCCAGUUGAGCACAUGGAAGGCAAUGGUAAAGAGAGUGAGGUUUCUGGAAGGAAAGAUGACACAAGAGAUCUAGAGAAUGACACUAGCAAUGCCAGAUCAGGGAGAGGUCAAGAAUAUGUUAGGCAUUCUGAUAGGCAUUCCUCUGGAGCACCACGUGAAUCCAGGAGGCAUGAUGAUUAUAGGAGGUAUCAUGAUAAGCGUGCUGAUGACAAUGACAGGGGCCAUAGAACCUCUCGGUCGGAACGGGAAUCAAGGGCUGACACUUACUAUGAUCGUACAAAGCGUGAUGGCACAUCUGAUAGAUCACGUGGUGAUUGGCGAAAUGUUGACAGCAGGUAUGAUGACAAACUUGUCAGGAGAGAACACAGGAGUAAGAACCAAGAAAGGCAAGAUCCCUCACGUGAUUAUCCUAGAUAUGAUGGAGAACAUGACAAAUAUUCAGACGGCAGGAAGCAAGGGCACAAUAGCAGAAGGUAUCCAGAAGAAAAGGAAAGUAAGAACAAGGAGACUGCCAAGCAAGAGGAGGCCCUAAAUAAGAGAACUGGCAAGGAAAUUGAAAAAAUGAGUUCCAUAGCAGAGCCUGAGGCUAGAAUUAGGGAGAAGAGAAGUUUAUUUAGUUCAGUUGGGCCAGAUUUUGAAAAUGCACAACUUAAUGAUAAGGUAGACACUUCUAGGAAGAUACCUUCACUUGAUUGCUCGAAGGAUGGAGUCAUGAUUAACUCUGCAUCAGUAUUUAAAGAUGGUGGAAUUGUAAACAGUGUUGAUGCAGCAAAAGUUGCAGCUAUGAAAGCUGCCGAAUUAGUGAAUAAAAACCUUGUAGGAUUUGGAGUUGGCGCUGGGCGCCUGUCCACAGACCAGAAGAAAAAGCUGCUUUGGGGCAACAAAAAGAGUAAUCCUCCGGAGUCAAGUACUCACUGGGACUCAAAUAUGUUUUCCGACCGGGAGCGCCAAGAGAAAUUCAACAAACUCAUGAGUCUGAGGAUGCCUUGGUGGCUAUGGCCUGUUGUAGGGAGUGAAGAGCAGCAGCUCAGCCCAGGAGAGCAGCAGGGUCGACAACAAGGACGGGGGCUCGUCGGAUGCCAAGAAGCAGGAGGAGCUGGACACCGACCUGGAGAAGCACUACAUAGCUGGCCUGCGCCGGAGAGACGGCCGGACCGUGGGUCUUGGCCUGUAGUAGUAGAGUGGCCUGCUCUCAGCUGCUCUUGCUACAGAAUUGGACAACUCUGGAGCUCGUUUCGUGCACACAUUGCUGGCAUGUGUGGAUGUUUAACUGGGUUUUCACCUGUGGAAUUGCAACUGGUCUGUUUUGUACUGGCGCCUGAACUGCUGUUCCUGCGUGACGCAUUAACCACAGUGAAGGGGGCAGAUAAACUCGCUUCCCAUGCUUGUUUAUCUUCCCAUGCUAUUUGCUGUUUUCAGUUGCUACUCCUAUGCCGUAGAAUGAUGAAAUUGAAGUGCAUUUUGGCAAAGACUUCAAGCAGCUCAGGUUUACGGGAAGUGUAGAAUGCGAGAGAAUGCAUACGUGGGGAGUGGAGGCUACACUGAUAAAAAAGCAGAAAACAUACCAUCAAAAGUUGUUUCAAGAACUAGAAAUGCUAAAGAAUACAUACGUCGUAUGAUUUCUCCUUCGGUAAGAAAACCAGAAAAAGAAGAAAAAUAUAAAGA
Messenger RNA from Oryza brachyantha (malo sina), 1813 nucleotides. Its product is annotated as pre-mRNA-processing ATP-dependent RNA helicase PRP5. NCBI's taxonomy places the organism in Eukaryota, Viridiplantae, Streptophyta, Magnoliopsida, Poales, Poaceae. The record is from RefSeq and is a predicted model, not a curated record. Bases 119 to 1651 code for a protein of 510 amino acids. The transcript has 6 exons.